AUGACUUCUUUGAGCCAUUUUCUUUUUUUGUUUCUCUUCUCCUUCUUUCUUCUAACAAGCUUGGCCUCCUCUUCCACCUCCCUUUCUAACGAAAUAUUUGAAAUAUUUGAAUCAAGUGGAUCCGCUGGUCGUGCCCUCCUUCAGACAAAAAAAUCAUGCAGCGUAGAAUUUGAGUUUCAAAAUUAUACAAUCCUCACAAGCCAGUGCAAAGGACCCCAAUUCCCGCCGGUAGCUUGUUGUAACGGUUUCAAGGACUUUGCAUGCCCUUUUGCGGAUGCUCUUAAUGACAUGGCAAGUGAUUGCGCCAUGGUCAUGUUCAACUACAUCAACAUAUAUGGAAAUUACCCACCAGGCCUGUUUGCCAACAUGUGUAGGGAAGGAAAGCUUGGUCUUGAUUGCCCCAUUGUACACGAAGCCACAAAUAAUACAAAACUAACAUGA
Molecule: messenger RNA, 441 nt
Organism: Corylus avellana
Lineage: Eukaryota; Viridiplantae; Streptophyta; Magnoliopsida; Fagales; Betulaceae
Product: GPI-anchored protein LLG1-like
Source: RefSeq, a predicted model, not a curated record